AUGUCUGUGUGUCGGGACCUGCGCCUGUAUCUCCGGGCCCUGAAAUUCCUCGGCAUGAUGUGCUGGCAGUUCGAAACGGAACGGUGUCUGCUCCAGGCCACUCCCGAGUGUGAGCGCUAUGCUCAGGUCUAUACCGUAGUAGUUCUCUCUGGGACAACGGGUGCCCUCGCGUAUGCGCAUCUGCAGCCCGAACGCUUUCGUAUGAAGGUCUACAAUCGCACAGGAAACUUCUAUGAGGCGGUCAUCUUUCGAUGCUCCUGCGUUGUCCUGUGGUUGCUCUACGUGUGCCUCUACCUCAGGCGUCAUCGGCAUAUGGAGUUGGUGCAGUCUCUGCUCACCAUCAAUCGGACGUGCUUGGCCGGCAGUGCGGAUCGGCAGUUCCGCAACAACUUCGUACUCUAUGGAGCUCUGUCGGGUCUCAUUUUUGGGAACCACAUCAAUGGUUAUAGACAUGCGGGGCUGGAUUCCAUUGCGCUCACAUUAAAUGUUGUGCUCUAUACGUAUGCCUUCCUGGUUCUCUGUCUGCUGCUCGUGUUUUUUGUGUGCCUCAAGCAGAUCAUGGCAGCAGGAUUGACGCACUACAACGAGGAGCUGCGCCAAGGCAUAGCCUCCUUAGAUGUGGCAACUAUUUUCUGUGGCAGACAGAAGAUUCCUUCACUCCGUGGCAGGCAACAGAUUCCUGCUCUUCGUGGCAGACAGCAGCUUCUGGCGUUGUGCGAGGGGGAGCUCAACGAGUGCUUCGGUCUGCUUAUGCUGCCCAUUGUGGCUCUGGUGCUGCUCCUCUCCCCCGCGGGUCCAUUCUUUCUUAUAAGCACUGUGCUGGAGGGCAAAUAUGGCCCCAAACAGUACAUACUAAUGACCCUAACAUCUAUCUUCUGGGAUGUACCCUGGAUGAUAAUAUUGUUCCUAAUGUUGCGCACAAACGGCAUCACGGUGGAAGCAAACAAAACGGCAAAGAUAUUGGCAAAGGUACCAAGAACUGGGACAGGAUUGGAUAGAAUGAUUGAAAAGUUUUUACUCAAAAACCUACGACAGCAGCCCAUUCUCACAGCCUAUGGAUUCUUUGCUCUAGAUAAGAGCACUUUGUUCAAGCUCUUCACGGCAAUCUUCACGUACAUGGUCAUACUCGUUCAGUUCAAGGAAAUGGAAAACUCCACAAAGUCCAUCAACAAAUUCUGAGAACUUACCGAAUCAUAGGUUAAGCAUCC
Drosophila pseudoobscura is the source of this 1208-nucleotide messenger RNA. Its product is annotated as gustatory and pheromone receptor 39a-like. Gene Ontology annotation, biological process: sensory perception of taste; male courtship behavior; chemosensory behavior. Lineage: Eukaryota; Metazoa; Arthropoda; Insecta; Diptera; Drosophilidae. The transcript has 4 exons. Gene Ontology annotation, cellular component: neuronal cell body; dendrite; membrane. Bases 1 to 1179 code for a protein of 392 amino acids. The record is from RefSeq and is a predicted model, not a curated record.